AAUUUGUUAAUCUGUCAUUAUCUGUCAAAAGUAGAAUUGUAAAUAGAUCCGGAUUUUAUUUAAUUUUCAUAAGAAGAAAACAAUAUUAAACAAUAUGUUUAACUUAUCCUUGCUCCGGCAAUUCACAAGAUUAUCACUAUCGCCUGGUUUAAAGAUUCAGGCUAAUUCAAGGAAUGUUAGCACAACCAGUGCACUUCAGUUUAAUCUAACGUAUCCACUAUGUGCAGAGCCAUUGAAAAAAAAGAAGAAGAUUGAUCCAGCUAUCGUGAAGGCGCGUGAAGACCGCCGUCGUAAGAAAAUAGAGAAGCAAAUCAGACGGUUGGAGAAGAAUGCCCGGCAACUGAAGCCUAUUGAUGAGUUGGAGGUGCCUCUCAAUCUCAUUGAUGAAGGAAAGAAGCGACAAAGACCUCAAGUGAAGCUGAGCUCUGAAGAAGUGAAUGCCCGAGCGUUGCUGCAGAAGGAAUGGUCCAACUACAAGCGGGAAGAAUACAUGGCGCACGUGAGACAGAUAGACAGGAUCAUGGCCGCACAGAAGCGAGCUCUUGACCAGCUGUACGAAGUGUCGGAGGACCUGUACAACGAAGCUAUAAUGCCAGACCUGCAGUUCAUCCCGUUCACGGCCCGCGGCCCCGUGGCCACACCGCCUAUCAAGAACUACGAGUCUCCCGACGGCGAGUAUAUAGAUGUGUCUAAGAAAUGGGAUAAUUAAGUCGUAUAUAGUUUUCAUAAUUAGAAAUAUAAAUAGUUAAAUUGUUA
This is a messenger RNA of Plutella xylostella (diamondback moth), 756 nucleotides long. It is a transcript of the gene mRpL40, whose product is annotated as mitochondrial ribosomal protein L40. The record is from RefSeq and is a predicted model, not a curated record. Gene Ontology annotation, cellular component: mitochondrial ribosome; mitochondrial large ribosomal subunit. NCBI's taxonomy places the organism in Eukaryota, Metazoa, Arthropoda, Insecta, Lepidoptera, Plutellidae.